Salarias fasciatus (jewelled blenny) is the source of this 2302-nucleotide messenger RNA. It is a transcript of the gene zc2hc1a, whose product is annotated as zinc finger, C2HC-type containing 1A. The record is from RefSeq and is a predicted model, not a curated record. The transcript has 10 exons. Bases 73 to 1008 code for a protein of 311 amino acids. NCBI's taxonomy places the organism in Eukaryota, Metazoa, Chordata, Actinopteri, Blenniiformes, Blenniidae.
UUCAAAACAAGAGCCGUAUAUCUAUACAAGAGCAGCUUACGGGCUCUGUAGCAUCAGACAAGGUAUCACCUAAUGAUGGAAGAAUUUGAAGAUGACGCUCCUUCUGCUGAGGACCUGGUUCAAUGUGACACCUGCAAAAGAUGCUUUUUACCUAAAGUCCUGGAUAAGCAUUCCAAAAUCUGUCAGAAAUCUGCAGCUAAAAAGAGGAAGGUUUUCGACUCCAGCAGACAGAGAGCUGAAGGAACUGACAUCUCCACACUUAAACCUAUCAAACCAAAGUCACAAAGUUCAGCUGCUGCUGAGAAAGCAGAGCCUCCGAAAAAGCCUUCCAACUGGCGCAAGAAACACGAAGACUUCAUCGCUACCAUCAGAGCUGCCAAGAACAUAUCUCAGGUCAUUAAGGACGGGGGGCCGCUGCCCCCACCUCCACCUCCGACUUAUGACCCAGAUUAUAUCCAGUGUCCUUACUGUCAGCGGAGGUUCAACGAGAACGCAGCCGACAGACACAUUAAGUUCUGCCAGGAGCAGCAUGCUCGAAUGCCCAGCAAGGGCAAGCAAGAGGUCAAGAAGCCGGCUGCUCGAACACAGUACAAGGCCCCUGCUCCGGUGAAGAAGGCCAACACUCCUGCUGUGUCGACCAUCCCCUCAGCGUCGUCUCGUCUGCCACAGAGAUCAGGCCUGGGGCAGGCCACUGGAAUCCCCUCUAAUAGACCCUCAGCAGGUCUGGUGAGGAAUAAUCCCUCUGGACUCAUAAGUCCACCUUCAGGUGUGGGAAAUAAGACCCGAGUAAUGAGCUCCGGCUAUGGCUCUGUGAGGAACAGUCAGUCUGGAAUAGGACAAAACAAGAAGAGAGUGGACUCCUACGCAUCAAGGAACAAUGUUGAUGGAAGGAGUGACGUUGGCAACGGCGAGACGAAGAGCAAGUUCUGCCACGCUUGUGGGACCAAGUUCCCCGUUGAAUCUGCCAAAUUCUGCUGCGAGUGCGGAGUCAGGAGGAUGUGUAUCUGACGGGCUCUGAAGACGGAGAGAGCAAAGGAAAGUAGGGAUGCAGCAGUACACAAGUUACUAUCGGAGGGUUUCACCAAAGCUAAUAGGAACAAAUAAAACAUAUCUGUCUUUAUUUUCACGUGUGGGACUAUAGUUUCCUGAAAGGUGUAUGAUUAUCUGAUAACUCUGUGGUGCUGGUGUUCCUCUUCUGAAUGCUUUUGAGACUUCACGGUAGAAAGCUAAGAGCUAAAAACUGAUGAAUAACAUUACAUUUUGAUGCAAUCCUGCUAAGAAGUAUUCAAAUUCAAAGGGCAGCCCUCUGUGUUUUCACUUACACUGCUUUAAGAACUAUUAUCUUCGAUAUAUGAUUCAUUUUGAAUGAACCAGAGUGAUAAGAUACAGUGGCUUACAUGUAAAAUUUUGAGGGUUUAAAGUUAUCAAUGCUUGAUAUGCUUCUCUGUCUUUGCUGGACUCGCUCGCUGCACUUCCUGUACUGCUUUGGAGUGAGACACCGUAGAGCGUUUUGGCUUUCACAGCUGGUGCGAAUGCAUCCUGAACAACAAGUAGGAUUUUAUGGGUGAGGCUUGGCAGCAGCACAAAAAGAUCCCGCUGCAUCCACGGAGGGGAUUAGAAGUGAGUACGACGAGGUAUGGGGUCAAAAAGAGGUUCUGAAAACACGAGACGGGACAAAUAGGAAAAUCAUGAAUGGUGAAUUGUCAGGUGGGUGGUGGAGCUCUGCAUUUCAGUCCACGGCCCACCUUGUUCUGAUUUGCAUUCCUGAAACUCAUCAGCCUCCACUUCCUCUUUCAUUGAAGUGCAAUAUGAUUGACUACUGAAGAAACUGUUUUUGUAAUAGGAAAAAAAAAGGCUUAAAUUUCUCCUUUACGCUCCGUUUUAUGAGGGACCAGUCUGAACACUAUAUAUCAGGUCACUGAUCCAUUUGAAGUUACUUUAGAGACAAAUACAUUUCCCUCAUAGACCAAUGUAGCAUUUGCUCUUUCUUUUUUUUUUACUUUAUUUUGUUUACAUUAAGGUUAGUUAUUUAUUUUCAUAUUCCCCUUUUCCUCGACUGAAUAAACAACGGCUUCACCUUUUCUGUAAAACUACAGAAUGUGUUUUUAAUUUGGUUGAUAUGAAAAAAUCAAAUGCACCUGAUGUGUUGCCAUAGUUAUGUUUUCCAGACAGUGUUUUUGUUUUUUUUUUCCCUCUGGGCAGCAUUCAGUGGAUUACAAUAUUAAACACAAGUAUGAAAUGUGCCGUAAGAUAUUGACUGACCCGACUUUGGACACCCCCACAUUUUCAGACGGUCAUGCAC